GAUGUUUGUGACAUCAUGUCCCCGCGCGGAUGGGACAUGCACGAGACGGUGCCUUCGCAUACCGCUUUGGCAGCUCAGGCGGCGCAGCGUCAAGCACGCCGCGAUGCUCCACAUCACGGGCCUUCCGAGUACUUGUCUCGUGUUACGGUGCUGUUGCCGCGUGAGCUUCCGGUUCCGGCUGUCAUUCCAGAGGAUGCGCCUGAGCCGCUCCGUGGCAUUCCCGUGGGGUCCAAAAUGUUGCAGUGCCAUGAGGUUCAGAAGGGGGGUUCUAUCGUCAAGGAGGCAACUUUUGGGAUUUUCAGAACUCCAGAUGCUUUUGUCAAAGAGGCAUUGAAGAUGACACAUCCCUUCGAGCUGCCUACAGAGCUCGACUCGUCUAACGUUCAGGCGAUGGCAAAUAUUUUGUCUUCGGGAGUCCAAGGGACAUGUAAGUUCCGCGAGGGUGUUCUGCGACACUACGAACAGCGGGCGGCAUGUCUUGAACAGGCCGAGCAAGAGUUGAAAAGCAAGAUGCAUCCAGAGGCUCUUAAGGAUGCCGGGGUGAAUGACCAGCACCUUGUUGAUGAUCUCACUCAUGGUUUCAGGAUCACGGGCGAGCUUAGGCGGGCAUCUAAAGAUCCGGAGGUGGCAAGGGCAGUAUGGCGAGAAACUUUGGAGCAGAAGGAAAAGAACUGGCUGCGCGGCCCGUUUACCUUUGAUGAGAUCGACCAGAAAUACGAAGGCACGUGGAUUGCUUCCAAACGUUUUGGGGUGGUCCAGGGAGAGAAGACUCGGGCAGUCGAUGACCUAUCCGAAUUCUUGAUCAAUGCUUCAGUGACGGAGACCGACAAGGUUAUCUUGGAUGCAGUGGAUAGCAUCGUCGCAACCGCCCGCUUCUUGGUGGGAUCCCCUUGCGAGGAUGGCGAGUCCUUUAGGCUGCCGUGUAGCGAUGGGUCCAGCUUCUCAGGAUUUCUUCACGAAGACUUUCGGGGGCAGGGCGGAUCACUACAGCUAUACGGCAGAGCCCUGGACUUAAAAGCAGCCUACAAGCAGCUGGCGCGGCAUCCGGAGGAUGCGUGGGCAACCGUGCUUGCAGUGCUAUGCCCGGAGGAUGACAGAGUUUACUUCUUUGAGGCGGUGGCCCUUCCAUUUGGAGGGGUCAGCGCCGUGACUGGGUUUAAUCGCGCAGCUAGGUCGCUAAAGCUUGCUAUGUCGAGAUUGCUGUGGAUAAUCAACACGUCCUACUACGAUGACUUCUGUCAGAUCGAGGUUUCGGGCUUGGAGACGUCAGCUGCACAGGCCGCCGAGCGAUUUAUGGCUCUCCUCGGAUGGGAGAUCGCGAGGGGCGAUAAGCUUAAGCCUUUCAGCCCUUCGUUCAACAUCCUCGGUGUGACUGUGUCUUUCGAGCGUUCCUUGCAAGGCGUGAUUGAGGUUUCCAACAAACAGGAACGGCUGCCUGACCUGUGGAAGCUUCUUCUUGAGAUGGAGUCAGACCCAGGGCUCAGGCUUGACACGCUUGCGUCCUUUAAAGGUCGGAUGCUUUUCGCGACGAGCCAUGUCUUCGGCCGAUGCGCUCGGAUCUGCACGCAACUUAUAGGCCAGGCGUUGAAGGCUGCUAGACCUGAGGAGGCCAGGGAUCACGUGCUGAAGGCGGCAAGGCUAGCUUUGGCAGUCCUCAGCGAGGCCGGUCCUCGCGAGGUUCUUAGGUGGGGCGAGGCUCCACCCGUCUUGGUCUUCACCGAUGGUGCUUGCGAAAAGGACGGUGCUCUUACGACCCAUGGGGCAGUCCUCUUGGAUCCUGCCACGGGAGUCCAAGAGUUCUUUGGGGAGCGUGUGCCAGACUUUCUUGUGCAACGUUGGCGAGGUCAGGGCCUCAAGCAGCUUGUCUUCUUUGCAGAGAUGUUGCCGGUAGCCGUGGCCAAGGCUACGUGGCAACAUAUCCUUAGGAACCGCUUGUGCAUUUUCUUUCUGGAUAAUGAAGCUGCUCGGGCCUGCCUCAUCCGAUCCUUCACGCCCGUCGCCAAUGCAACCAGCAUUCUCAUGGAUGUUGCAAAGCAGGAUGUGGCGUCACAUUCCUUGAACUGGUACUCGCGAGUGCCCUCAAAGAGUAACAUUGCUGAUGACGCAUCGUGGUAUUUAGCUUUCUUUUCGAAGCCGCAAUAG
Messenger RNA from Symbiodinium necroappetens, 2142 nucleotides. The record is from the annotation of a GenBank genome assembly. NCBI's taxonomy places the organism in Eukaryota, Dinophyceae, Suessiales, Symbiodiniaceae.